GUCAGUAGCAUGCGCGGUUGCGGAUCCUUUUAGUCGACAGCAAUGUGACAAGUACGUGUGAAGAAAACUCGGUUCAAUCGCACGCAAAGCCACCCAAGCUGCAAGAGACGGCUGACGGACCUUGCAGAAUGAGCUCCAAACACAGCCCUGCUAAAGUUACUCUGGGCAUGAUAAAAGGUAAGCCGAUCACCAUGUCCGUACCUGUGAUACGUUAUCACGCCAGUGAGGAGGAGCUGGAAGAGCUGUACCCAAGUUGCAGGGACGAUGAAAAACAACAGCUGACUCCGGAGUCGGAAAAACCUUCGCCUAAUAGAUCCAGUCCCGAAGAAGGAAGCUUGGUGGAGCUGAGGCGUUCGACUAGUAUGGAUGAAAGCUUUCCCGAAGGUCUGCUGACUCCAGCAGCAGCAUCGGAUCCGUGGAAAGUAUUGUCAGACAUCAGAGGUAAAAUCACCAAGACAUUCGAAGAGAAAUUGCACGAGAUAAAGAGCGAGAAAAAAAAAUCGAAGCACGAGCGAAGCAGCAGAGACACUUCGAGUGUCAGCGAUUACGAAGAUUUAGCGGGCGAUGCAACCCCAACCGAAGAACAAUACGAGAAGGAAGAGAAACGCUUUGCUAGCUCGUUGAGAAAACGGUCAACGCCGCAUUCGUCCCGAUUCGUAGGAUUUUCGUAUAUCAAGACUGGAUUGAAGGAUCAAAAGUCAGCGGAAGAAGAGUGCGUCGAAAGUGGCAUCGAAGCAGCCGAAUUGACUUGUGAGUGCCCGAGUCCGGAUGUCGAUUCGUCGAUACAGCGGAUAAUGAAAUCUGACCAGCUGUUUAUUCAGCUGAAAAAUCGAAUUUACGCGCAAUUACUGCUGUUGGUAAUCGUCGUUUGCUGCUGCUAUUUCAUACCGUUGCCUAAAUAUUUGAUGGGCCUCUGGGCUGGCAUUUUCGUUUCAUUUAUGCUCCAAAGAGCUUACACGACUGUGCACAAACUGUUGAGCAUUCCCGUGAAGCCGUCUUGCACAGUUCCGGUCUUGGAAGUUGCAGCUGUGGAAGAGCACGCUGUGGUGGAAAAAUUCGAGGGAUGGCUGAAUGAACUGCCGUAUCGUUACGAGCCGGACAAUUAUCACGUAGCGCGCACAAAGCCAGUGUUUUUCAAAUUGGAAGGAGACGUUCUUCAGGUAAUGGAAAGCAGAACUAGAAUUGCCAAAAGGGCAAUCUGGGAUGAGGCUAAGCUCAAGCCCAAGUUCACGAAGAAGAGAGCGUACAGCUUGGCUGGAGCGAAAGUCGAGCUGCUUCCAUCGGGUCUCAUAAGGCGUCGGCGAUGGAGUAAGAAGUACCCGAUAUGCGUGACUUUUGACAAAGACACCGCUCUGAAGGAAAAUAGCACGAUAGACAAUUCCUCGGACGACGAGCCGCAAUUGCUGGACAACGAGAAGGGUCGAAUCAUCAUGGAAGAGGACGAGACCGACGACGAUUUUUCUCAGUCUAGAGAUAUUUUCGAAGACUGUCGGGAUGAAGACGUUAACGAAGAGGAAAUGCGAGUGAAAAUAUACAUUUUCGCCAGAACCGAUCGUCAGAAGGAAGACUGGUUCAGGCGUUUGGCUGCCGCAUCGCAACUCGGCAGCAAAAGAAGCUCGAUCUCGAGUUUAACAAUAGCGCAAAGUAGCAGCGAAUCGAAAGCAGCCACGCCGUCCGCCACUGAAAUGUCGUCUGUCCUGACUCACCAAGCUUACAUGGCUCGAUACACAGAGGUGGCUGAGUUACCAUCAGCUGGCAUGAGUCACGAUGGCCUCUGGAUAAAUGCUCUACUCGGUCGAAUUUUGUUCGAUAUGCACAAGUCUCCAGAUACCAUAAGCGUAAUUCAAGACAAAAUACAACGAAAACUCUCCAACAUCAAGCUACCCUACUUCAUGGAAAGUCUAUCGGUAUCAGAAUUGGUCAUAGGCCAAGGCGCUCCAAUCAUACAUAACGCGACAAAGCCUACGAUGGACGAACGAGGACUGUGGUUCGAUUUGGAUAUCACUUACGAAGGCAGCCUAACUAUGACUAUCGAGACGAAACUGAAUUUGAUGAAAUUGAAGAGAGCCAAUUCAAGUCCCUCGAGUUGUAGCAUGAGCGAUAUUUUACGAAUCGAUAAGCCAGCAGCUCAACCUGCCAAGUCUCCCAUGUUCGACAGCGACGUCGAAGACAGUCCCGAAACGUCGACGGAAGACGAGGACAGUGCAGCCGAAUUAUUGACGCACAAGCCAACGACGAGCCAACAAUCCUCGGGGAAAAAGUUUCUCAGCAUGGUGGACAAGCUGGCGUCCAACAAAUACUUUCAGCACGCUACCGAAUUGUCCUACGUCAAGAGGGCCAUGGAGGGAGUUUCCAAUACGGAGAUCAGACUGAUGGUCAGCGUAUCCAGCAUCGAGGGCUGCCUAGCCGUCAACAUUCCGCCACCCCCCUCGGACAGGCUCUGGUACGGCUUCAAGCCCGUGCCGAAAAUCAAUUUAUCAGCGAAACCGGCAGUCGGAGAGAGAGCCUUCAAUAUUAAUUACGUUACCAAAUGGAUCGAGACGAAGCUGUUGAGGGAGUUUGAAAAAAUCGUCGUCAUUCCGAACAUGGACGAUCUCGUGAUUCCGUUGUGUCCAAACUAUCCGUACGCGCGCUGAGCUUCCACUGCGCGUGAUUUUUCUAAAACGUGGGUCGGCUGUGACUAAGACUAGAGUUGAGUUUUCUACUGACGAGAUGAAGUAUUGUAUUAAUUGUAUAAAUAUAUAUUUUUGUUGAAAAGAUUUA
Nasonia vitripennis (jewel wasp) is the source of this 2763-nucleotide messenger RNA. Its product is annotated as testis-expressed protein 2. The transcript is spliced from 6 exons. Gene Ontology annotation, molecular function: lipid binding. Gene Ontology annotation, cellular component: endoplasmic reticulum. Lineage: Eukaryota; Metazoa; Arthropoda; Insecta; Hymenoptera; Pteromalidae. Bases 129 to 2636 code for a protein of 835 amino acids. The record is from RefSeq and is a predicted model, not a curated record.